CACUCUAUUUAAAUUCACCCAGCCGUCCCUGCCGGCAUCUUCUGCCGGCGUCCGACAACUUGUUUUAGCCCGAACAACAACAAUAACAACAAAAAACGCCGGAUACGGUUGUUCUUUCCAAAACUAACGCAUACGGGCUUGUAUUUCCUCCCGCAUCAUGUCCGCAGAGAUGAGGCGUAGCAGCUCAUUUGCGGUCCCGAUUAAGAACAUCGAGAGGGAGCUGAUCUGCCCGAUCUGUAAGGAGCUCUUCACCCAUCCGCUGAUCCUGCCUUGCCAGCACAGCGUCUGCCACAAGUGUGUCAGAGAGCUGCUGAUGCUGAACCAUGAGGACUCUUUUGACGCCGGCUCGGAGUGCUCCAUGCCGGGCAGCCCCAGGUCCAGGGUGCCCUCCCCCUCCAUGGAGAGGCUGGACAGGCUUGUGCGAUCAGGUGGGUCUCGGGGCUCCAUCUCGUCCCCGGGGUGGCGCAGAGGGUCUGUGACUCCUAGGAUCACCACCAUCCCAUGCCCCGGCUGCCAGCAUGACAUCGACCUCGGUGAGCGCGGCAUCAGCAUGUUGUUUCGUAACUUCACCCUGGAGAACAUCGUGGAGCGCUACCGCCAGGCUGCGCGUGCGGCCGUCGCAAUCAUGUGUAACAUCUGUAAGCCUCCACAACAGCAGGAGGCUACAAAGAGCUGUAUGGACUGCAAGGCUAGCUACUGCAAUGAGUGCUUCAAGCUGCACCACCCCUGGGGCACACCCAAAGCUCAGCAUGAGUAUGUUGGGCCCACCACAAAUUUUAGGCCCAAGGUGCUCAUGUGUCCAGAGCACGAGAUGGAGAAAGUGAACAUGUACUGUGAGGUCUGCAGACGACCAGUGUGUCACUUGUGCAAGCUGGGAGGAUCCCACGCCAACCACAAGGUCACCUCCAUGAGCAGUGCCUACAAGAUCCUCAAGGAGAAGCUGGCCAAGAGUAUCCAUUACCUCAUCAGCAAAGAGGACCAGGUCAGGACUCAGAUUACCGAGCUUGAUCUGCUCAUCAAUAAGACUGAGGAAAAUGGCCAGCUAGCAGAGCGUCAGGCCAAUGAGCACUUUGAGCGUCUGUUUGAGACUCUGCAGGAGAGGAAGUCGGAGAUGCUGAGGUCCAUCGAACAGUCUCGAAACAGACGCCUGGACCAUCUCAAGGCCCAGGUGGAGGAGUACCAGGGCAUGCUGGAGAACAGUGGCCUGGUGGGUUAUGCUCAGGAGGUGCUCAAAGAGACGGAUCAGUCCUGCUUUGUACAGACUGCAAAGCAGCUACACAUCAGGAUCCAGAAGGCCACAGAGUCUCUGAGGACCUUCCACCCUUCAGCUGACCCCUGCUUUGAUGAGUUUGUGCUGGACACGUCCAGAGAAGAAACCCUGCUCAAAGAGAUGUGCUUUGGUGGAGUUCCAGACCCUCCUCUGAUUGACUUGUCCAAUAGCAAAGUCUAUAAUGAGGCCUCAAUCUGCUGGAGGCUGUCUGAUGACCACCUACCUACAGAUCAUCACGUGCUGGAAUACCGCAGACUCGGGGGCCCGAGUCAGUCCCCAUCCCAAGACGACGGUGAGGACAGUGGGGUCUGGAGGGCUACAGAGAGGGUGUAUGGUCCCAGCACCGUGGUGUGUGACCUGGAGCCUAACAGCCUGUACUCCUUCAGGGUCCGAACCUGCAGGAACUCCAUGUUCAGCCCCCACAGCCCUGAGGUCACCUUCCACACACCACCUGCACCUGCUUUUGGGUUCCUGUUCAAUGACAAGUGUGGCUUCAGUACGGAGCGGCUCAUUCUAAACAAGCGGCGGGACACUGUGGAGAACGUAGCAGGCAUGGCCUUCCUCCUUGCAGCAGACCGUGUGCAGACAGGCAGCUACAUCGGACUAGACUACAUAAUUGGGGACACAGGCAUCUCUCAGGGAAGACACUAUUGGGCUUUCAAAGUAGAACCGUACUCCUACAUGGUUAAAGUUGGAGUGGCCUCUGACUCAAAGAUGCUUGAAUGGUUUCAUAGUCCCAGAGAUACCAGCAGCCCAAGGUAUGACCAUGACAGUGGGCAUGACAGCGGCAGUGAGGACGCAUGCUAUGAGCUCUCCCAGCCCUUCACCCUCCUCACCCUGGGCAUGGGCAAACUCUUCAUCCCCAAGGCGUCUUCAUCCUCUUCCGGUUCCACAGCAACCGCACCGCCCAGUGACCCUGGCAACCGCGUGCUUCCCAUGCCACAACGUUUGGGCAUAUGUCUUGAUUAUGACGCGUGCCGGGUGUAUUUUUACGAUGCCGACACCAUGAGGUGCCUUUACGAGAGGCAAGUGGAUUGUUCAGGAACAAUGUAUCCGGCUUUCGGCCUCAUGGGCAGCGGCAAGGUUCAACUGGAAGAGUUCAUCGCCGCUAAGAGACUGACCUUCUGAGGAGGGAUGGAGUACGUGGAUGCAUUUGAACCUGCAUCUAUAUAAUCUUUGGCAUGUUCUGGCAAGAGCAGAUUUUAUUGACAGGGUAACGGAGAAAAAUCCAAGCUGUUUGUGACGGUCCGAUGAGGUAGAUGCGAUUGGGGCCAUGGGCUCUCUGCCAGAGAUUGGCCUAUUUAGAGUUGGCAUGUAUAAUAUAUGAUCCACACACAAGAGCAUGCCACUGACUAUUAGCGUCCACAUACAAAGGUCAUCAGUGGUUGGUAUAUGGUAUGUGACAGGUCUUCUCUACAUACCAAAGUCUCUUUAUCUGACAUGGUUUUAAUUGCCAGCUAUGAUCAGCUGUUGAUGUAGUGGAAUUGGCUGUAAAGUUAGUCCGCAGCUACUUUAAAUCUUUUUAACAUGAAACGCCUUUGAGCUUACACUUCCUCUUUUGCCAGGUUUAUGUUUAUAGAUUUUUUUAUUUUUUUUUGCGUGUGUGUAUUAAUUAUUGUGAUCUUUGGCUCUUUUCUGUAACUAUUUGUCUAACUGUAGCAGCAUAGGUUUAGAUGUAAUCUUGGUGGACCUGGGAGAGCCUUGUAGCUACUUUGAAGCUAGCGCCUUCGUGCCUUUUUCUUUAUUCUUUUUAGAAAAUGGCUCAUGUAGUUUGCUCUAGCAAGCAGAUGUUGGUGUCAUUGCACAGCGUUAUGGAAAUACUUAUCUGCAUAAAUACUGUGUUUUUACUGUUGGAUUGAUCAAAGACACUGGUGUCAAUAUUAUAACGGUUAAUAGUAUUCAUUAUGACUUGUUACUUAUUUACUCUUGACUUUAUCGCCGAAAACACUACUUAUCCUCCUCGUCAUGGUUAUGUUCAGCUGUUUUUGCACAAUACGAUGAAAGAAGCCUCGCUCAUGAUAAAAUUUACAAUCACGUUUUGAUCACUACCUAGUUAGCUUCUUCACUUUAAAUGUAGACACAGCACAUUCAUGUCUCACAGUGAUUCACUCACAAAAGCGUUCACCUUUUACUAACAUAAACAUGAAUCCUGGAGUAGUUAAAUGGAUUUAAAAGCCUCUCACUGUUUUGCACAACACUGAAUGUGACAUUCAACAUCACAAAACCAGCCAGACACCAGAACACCGUGUAUUUGUAUUCAACAUCCGUUUGACAGCUGUAAAGUCACUAAUAGCCAAAGCGUGUUGGUUCUGGUGCUGACUUAACUGCAACACACCGCUCUGUGGCCUAACAGCCUUCUAAACACAGUUUUAAAAGAAAAAAAUGCUGUUCUUCAGGUUCUUACAAAAAGUGCUAUCACAAAACACACUGUUCAGUACCUUUUACUAUCAAAACCACCGUUUACUUGUAGUGCAGACACAUAAAGUGUAGCAUAUUGGCAUGUCACUGGAGUUUUUGGCUAUCAGACAGACACCUAAGUGGUUGAUUGGCUUUGAUUAAAUCAACUCAGAGAAGACAAGACUGUUUUGCUGGGUAACCACACUUGUUUUUUGAGUAGAUGUAUACUGUGUAUGUGCCUGCACAUGGGUUUGUUUGCACCGUUUCAUGUAUAUUUUGAUUUCUGGAGGGUUAGGUUAAAUCGGUGUGUGUUUUCUCAGGUUUCUGGCCCUGAUUGGGGCCUGCUGCUUACCUACCUCUAUCUGUCAGGCCUGGGAAACCUUAACUACUGCACCUUUCCUCACAGAAACAACGUUUGGUUUGAUUUGCAGCUUUGUCCGUAACAGUCAGUUCAAUAUCUUCGCCUUCUCUUAAUGUCGGAUAAUAAGCUGAUCUUUCAAAAUGUUUGAUUUUAACUUCCAUGUACAUAUUAAUCCAGAGUAUAUUAUUUUCAGUUAAAUAAAGUACAUCUUAAAUGUUUAUUAGUUGGUGUUUGCUUGUGGACUUGACAGAGAUGUGUAUCACUAUUGGUGGAAACAAAUCUUAACCCUGUUCAGCUGCCUUUGUCAAGGGAGUGUUUUUCAAAUGGUACUAACCUUUUCUUCCUCCUUUUUUGUGGUGGUGGUUUGAUUAGUCGGUUUUAAAUGUUUGUUUAUAGAGGUGUGGAACACAUCAUUGUAUUUUUGGGGGGUUAAAAACAUUUAAUAAAUUAAAGUUGUUACAUUUAGCCGGACAGAAACGUUCUCCUGUCUCAAAAUGAAAUACUGGAUUUCUGUAAUUUGUCACGCAAGUGUUGCUGUCAGUUAUUUUCACUCUUGUCCUCAGCGGUCACAAACCUUGAUUCUUGCAUUUUAAAAUUGACUGUUUCAACAUCCUUAAAAACAUCUAUGCAUUUAUGAAUUGGCAGGAUAAGUCCACUGUUUUAUUUCCAUCACAGAAUGUAUUCCUGUUAAUUACAGAACAAACAGCUGAAUGUUCUUGUGGUGGUUUUCUUUGUUUGGGUUGUUCCACACGGGGUCACGGCACAGUUGUAUGUAGUUAUAGAAAACUGAUUAAAAGCCUUGUAAUCUCAACAUUACAUAAAAAUCACAAUGCGUACUAGCCUGCUUUUCAGUAAUGCAUUUAGAACCAAAUAUUUUGCAGGCUGGCUCUCAAUCUAAUUCCAAGCUAGCACUUUAAAAAAAACCGUAGCAUGUCAGCAACUGUUUGGCUCUACAGGUGUGUGUGUAUAAAUGUGUGUGCAAUAUUAUUAAGAUGGCUGUAGAAUAGAACAGUUUAGACAGACAAGCCUAUCAAGACAAUUUGCACUGUUAGGAGUUUAUAGUUUACUUUUGUGGUUUUUAAAUGGGCUUUUCUUUGAUACCAAGUGAAUUUUAAACUACUUGAUUUGUGACUGUUUCUUUUCCCCUUAGUAACACAACUGAACUCUAAAUUAGUGACAGUGCAUUUGUCCUUGUGUGUAUUCUCCACAGGAUUUGGAUGUGGUGUGUAAGUGGUGGGUUUCUGUAUGUGUAUUAUGUAAAGACGUGGAAAUGUUGUUCUUUGCUCUGAUUCCUGGAAACGCUACACUUUUUAAUUUGCUGUGUGGGGAUUUCAUCAAAUAAAACUAGUGUUUCUAAAGACA
Micropterus salmoides (largemouth bass) is the source of this 5390-nucleotide messenger RNA. RefSeq names its product tripartite motif containing 36 (gene trim36). Lineage: Eukaryota; Metazoa; Chordata; Actinopteri; Centrarchiformes; Centrarchidae. Bases 158 to 2398 code for a protein of 746 amino acids. Gene Ontology annotation, molecular function: zinc ion binding; protein binding. The transcript has 13 exons. The record is from RefSeq and is a predicted model, not a curated record.